AAAAUGACAACUGCGAUUAUUUUGCUCGCUUUUUCACUACUAAUAUUCAGAGUUGAUGCCAAAUUCAACCCGAUUGCUUUCACUGUUGCUCAGGACUCACUGAAAUUUACUAUUGCUCAGGUUAUUCCAUACUCAACGACCAUAACUAUCCACAAUCCAGCUACAAACAUAACGAAAGGUGUGUUCAGAUGUACGAAAAACGGUAUCUACGAAUUUCAAGUGUACGCCGAGAGCCACUCUAAUGACCGUCUCUUUCUUGAAAUAUACCAAAACAAUUCUCUAGCUGCAACUCUUUACGGUCACACAACAGCAGACUACGCGACUGCCGGAAAUGCUGUUAUCCUUAAGUUGAAAGUGGAUGAUACGGUCAUGAUCAAAUCAAAAGGGGCAUACCCAGUAUAUUUGUACAAUCCUGGAACCAAUGAAAAUACAUUUACCGGAGUUGAAAUGGGAUCACAGUACUCAAGUAAUGACAAAAGACAACUAGUUGCAUUUUCCGUGGUUUCCAACCACCACCAGAAUGUAGCGGGAGGGGCAUCGGUGCAGUACAACACGAACCUGCUUGAUGAUGACGGAUCAUUUAAUCUUUCUACUGGACUGUUCCAUGUACCUAGCAGUGGCUACUAUGUUUUCCAUUUCUUCAGUGCGUUGAAUGGCAGUAUUGCGCGGCAAAAUGAGGAACUGUGGCAGGACCUUGUGCAUAAUGGAAACUAUGUCUGCUCUAUCUACGCGUUUACCGACUAUGACUGGGCUGACGCUGGGAACACGGUCAUCUUGCAUUUAAUGGAAGGCGAUACCAUGACCGUCAGGGCACACCCUACAUUACAAAACAACUUGUAUGGGUCUCAGGAUCAUAUAUUCACCUCAUUCUCGGGUGUUCAGAUAAUCAGCGACUCCGAUAUUGCGAUGCCAGGUACUCAAGAUACAGACCCAGUGGUUAUUUUCUCGGUUGGCUUGACGUCGAAUGCGACAGGGAUUUCUAAUGGUGAAACAAUAAAAUUUGACAAGAUAUUUGUCGACAACAAGAAUACAUAUAGCAGAGUUACUGGACAGUUUGUUGCCCACGUUACUGGUCUCUACGAGUUCUACUACCAUUGUCUUUCUGCAAAAGGCACAUACCUGUCUAUUCAAUUAAGGCAUAAUGGAAGAACGGUCAUCAACGGUGCCCAUGCUCACAACAAAGGCCAUCGAGCGUCCUCGGGGAACUCCGCUGUAAUGGAGUUAAGUGGUGGAGAAACGAUGGAUGUAUCUGGGACACCCUCUUCUGGAUAUAAUUACUUGAUUGGUGGAGCCAAUGAAACAUUCUGUACUUUUUCUGGGCAUUUGCUGUAUGCUUACGGACCAGGUGCCAUUAUUGGUUAAAAUAAACGAUUUCCA
Messenger RNA from Mya arenaria, 1377 nucleotides. RefSeq lists its product as uncharacterized. The coding region runs from base 4 to 1362 and encodes 452 amino acids. The transcript has 8 exons. Gene Ontology annotation, molecular function: protein binding. The record is from RefSeq and is a predicted model, not a curated record. NCBI's taxonomy places the organism in Eukaryota, Metazoa, Mollusca, Bivalvia, Myida, Myidae.